AACCUAUCUAAUUUAGAGAUUAGAGAAAAACUUUGUCUAAUUUCUGAUCUAAAUGCGAUGUUACCAGAGAUAAGUAAAUCCAUUUACUUAUCUCUGGAUGUUACCUUAAAGUUUAGCUCGAAUGCUGUUUUCGAGAUAUGUUUAUCUCGUCAUUGUUAACUAUGGUUUGAAUUUUCUUAAGGUAAACAAACGAAUAUAAACAAUGCCGACAUGUGCACGGUGAUGUGUACUUGGGAUGGCAAUAUGAUGGUUCGAUAUUUUGCGUGCCAUUAAUACGUUUUUUUACUCAAUUGCCUGUAUUAUAUUGGGCACUAUUUGUACAGAAUUUGGUACAUAUUUGUAAGUGUUGUGUGGUAUUAAAUCAAAUUGUAGUACAAUAUUUGACUUGAUUUUCGUAAUAAUGGGUAAACGUUAUUACUGUGAUUAUUGUGAUCGCUCGUUCGUUGAUGGUCUUGAUGCAAGAAAGAAACAUUUAAAGGGAUAUAUGCAUGCAAGAUUGAGGAAGGAGUACUACGAAUCUAUUAGAGAUGCACGUACCAUACUAUCAGAGGAGUCUCUGAAGACUAGAUGCAGAAGAUUCCGAAACUCUGGCGAAUGUCCGUUUGGAAACAACUGCAAGUAUACUCACUUCUCACCUGAGGACUUGCAAGCCUUGGAGCAACAAGUGCUGGAAGAAGAGCGUGCGAAGCGGGAGGAGAGAGCGAGGCGGCUGGAGAGCAACGUGCCCACGGUGGUGUCGUGGCUCAAGAACCGCAGCAAGGCCGCAGUGCGCGGGGAGGACGGAGCGGGCGACGCGGGCACGGUGGCGUGGGACCUGCCCGCGGAGCUGCGGGACAGGACCGACCUGCCCCCGUCGCUGCAGCCCCUCCUGCUGCACCACUUCUCCGACGUGGCCUUCGGCUCCUGGGGCUAGCUCCCGCCCGCGGGGCUGCGGGACAGGACCGACCUGCCCCCGUCACUGCAGCCCCUCCUGCUCUGCCACUUCUCCGACGUGGCCUUCGGCUCCUGGGGCUAGCUCCCGCCCGCGGGAGCUAGCUUUGCCGACUGCAACGCUUUCCGCUAGCGAAACCUCUGCUUAUGAUGUGGCAACUUGGAUAAAAUAAUUAUGUAACUGGUGUGUCGGAGAUAAUCAAUAACUUUUUUUGGUUUUGAUUUUAAUGUUUCAAAAUUUCACACUCAAGAAUAUUUGGCUACAUGUUAUUGUCUGGAUUUUCUUCAAGAGCUUAUAAUUAUUUGUAAGUGCUAUGGAAUUAGAGGUAAUCAUUGUUUUCUUGUAUGGUAUUGCUGAAUUUAAUUUGUUUUUUUUUUUUUUUCAGUUUUUUUUUUACUUUUUUUUUAACCUAAUUCAUUAAUUUUUUUUAUUCAGUAAUUCAUUGUGUCGAACCUCCUAUGAUUAUGAUAGGUACUUAUAAUCCUACGGAACAAGUAAUUUGUACAUGAACCAGUGUAAUAUUUACAGUUUACAUAUCCAAAAGCAUACUAAAAUCAAAGUGAGACAUUGAGAAACUAAACUAAUAUACAUUUACUUUUAAAAAAAAUUAUAUAUAUUUCCAUUUAUUUUGUAUAAAUUAUAAUAUAUAUAUGUUAAAAUUGUAUUCAUAUUUAACAUUAACAGAAUACAUAUAUUAUGGACUGUGUCAAUUAAGCAGAACUUAAGCUAUUGAUAUUGCUCCAGUAUAUGGAGGAAACCUUAUAUCAUCCUUUAAGCCUUCUCCAUGUUCCAAUACCUACAUUAACAACUAAUUAUCCACAUUCAGUGGUAGUUUCCCUCUUUUCUGCAGCAUAUUUCAUGAACUCUUAUAAACUGUAGAAUUAUGAUAUAAAAGUAUAUUUUUAGUUGUAUAUUUAUACUUGCCAAUGUUGUCUAUUUCCAUUAUUUUAUACAGUAAAGUAUUAAAAAGUAUUCGACCAAUAUGUUGGAGCCCUGUUUGAAACUGAGUAGUGGUGUGUUGAGGUGGUCUUAGUUUACAAUGGUUGAUAUCUUUAUUUUGAAUUUAUUUUGAUGUCCUGUUGAUGUAUUUUUUUUUUAAAUGAAAAAUUCCUAAAUUUUUAAAUUUUGGUCUGUGGCUGGAUAAUUUUGUGAUUUUAGUAUGGUGGUGUUCGCAUUAUAAUUUCCCAAAAUUUCAAUUUGGUAUGGCAUAGUGGAGUAGAAGUAUGCUUGAUGUACAGUUUUAUUUUGGUUUUAAAAUUAACUUAUUACACAAGAUACCUCAAGACAUAGCAGACUGAACUUAUUUUUUUUUGAAACAAAAGUAACGUGCUCUGUAAAUUUUAAUCAAUAUAGAUCUAAAAAAUAUUAUUGAUGAGACUUGUGUAACAUUUCCAUCAAUUUGAAUUUUAACCUGUGUAUUUUCUACUUUUAUUAAUAUUUCUAAACAUAAAUAUUUAGUUUUGGGUAGUUGAAGACAAUUUUGUUAAGUGGAAACCAAUUUUUGUUCUGGUCAGUGGCUAUAUUAGUUUUCUCCUGAAUGAUUUCUGUACUUUCCCGAUUUGAAAUAAAUGAUGUUUGUCAUUUGCAAAUAAACUAAUCUUAUCUUGAUAAAUUUUUAUAAGUAAGUCUGUUAUACAAAUUAAGAACAGUUAUGAGCCUAGAUUAUCUACCCUGUGGUAUUUAUGUCACAAAGUUAAAAAUCGUUAGUGUGUGUGAAGAUGUAUUAAAUUGAUUUGGUUUAAAAAAACCUGUUGUUUGAUCUUGCUUCUCUUAUUAGUUCAAAAUUUUACAUUUUAUAACGUUGGUACAUUUUUCUAACACAUAAAAAUGUUCAGAUACCUUUUUUAUUUUUAUGAGUAAAUCUGGCUAGACAUGCUUAGCAUAUUUUUUUAUAUUUUAAUAGUUUACAAUUAUACAAUACAUUUUUAGGUUUUUUAAUUGUAUACUUUUAUAUGAACUACUCUGAAAAAUAAAACCAACAAAAAAAUCCGAAGUGCAUAUUCCAUUGAAUUGAUGAUGCAAAUGUAAACCUGCCCACGUAGUAGGUAUUUAGAAAAAUUUUGAUAUUUUUGAUACUAAUGUUUGAAAAUUAAAGGAACGUGAUGACCUGCAUAAAAGUGCUUUUAAUCAUCUCUCAUUAUUGUGUGUAUAUGCAGUAACUUGGGGACAUGGUCAAAUGCUUAUUGGACUUAAUUGAGUUAUUUCUGAUAUCAGUAUCUGAAAAUCUUGGCUCCCAAUGAACCUCCACUUAAAAAUAAUAAUCACAUGCUGUGGAUUAACUUACAAUUUGAGAUCUUAUGCCUUGUGUUUAUUUAAACUCGCUAAUGAGGCCAGCAGCGUAUCAAAUACUUUGACGUGUAUUGCUAUUCAUAAUAAGUUUCCCACACACUG
Messenger RNA from Bacillus rossius redtenbacheri, 3322 nucleotides. Its product is annotated as zinc finger matrin-type protein 5-like. The record is from RefSeq and is a predicted model, not a curated record. Bases 401 to 913 code for a protein of 170 amino acids. The transcript has 3 exons. Gene Ontology annotation, cellular component: U12-type spliceosomal complex. Lineage: Eukaryota; Metazoa; Arthropoda; Insecta; Phasmatodea; Bacillidae. Gene Ontology annotation, molecular function: zinc ion binding.